Molecule: messenger RNA, 1808 nt
Organism: Scomber japonicus (chub mackerel)
Lineage: Eukaryota; Metazoa; Chordata; Actinopteri; Scombriformes; Scombridae
Gene: cxcr3.2
Product: chemokine (C-X-C motif) receptor 3, tandem duplicate 2
Exons: 2
Coding region: 1-1095 (364 amino acids)
Biological process (GO): immune response; chemotaxis; G protein-coupled receptor signaling pathway
Cellular component (GO): membrane
Molecular function (GO): chemokine receptor activity
Source: RefSeq, a predicted model, not a curated record
AUGCCCACUUACUGGCCUGUAUACGAUAAUUACACUGACACGAGCAAGAUUAAUGCAGCCCCAUGCCAGCAAGAGGACAUAUACAGUUUUGCAGAGAGGUAUUCCCCUGUGGUAUACAGCUUGGUGUUCACUGUAGCUCUGAUGGGCAAUGUGCUGGUGCUGUGUGUGAUCCGACGAUACCGAAACUCCCAGAGUGGUGGCGCCUGUGCAUUCUCUCUGACCGACACGUUCCUCCUUCACCUGGCUAUUUCUGACCUCCUGCUGGCCUUCACCUUGCCUCUGUUUGCAGUGCAAUGGGCUCAUGAGUGGGUAUUCGGUUUGGCUGUUUGCAAGAUCUCCGGUGCCCUCUUCUCCCUGAACCGCUACAGUGGCAUCCUUUUCCUAGCCUGCAUCAGCUUUGACCGAUACCUGGCCAUCGUUCAUGCUGUCAGUUCUGGCUGGAAGCGUAACACCUGCCAUGCCCAGAUUGCCUGCGCUGUCAUCUGGGUGGUGUGUUUGGGCCUGAGUGGAGUGGACAUAGCCUUCAAACAGGUAGUGACAGCCCAUGUAGGACAGCCAAGGCUUAUGUGCCAGGUGUGGUUCACUCAGAACUCCACACAAUGGCAGGUGGGACUGCAGCUUGUCAGCUUAAUUUUAGGUUUUGGGGUCCCACUACUGAUCAUGCUCUACUGCUACAUCCGCAUCUUCAGGUCACUCUGCAAUGCCACCCGUCGCCAAAGGCGCAAAUCUGUCCGCCUCAUCAUCUCCUUGGUGACUGUGUUUAUCAUCUGCUGGGCACCGUACAACUGCUUCCAGCUGGCAGAUAGCCUGCAAAGGCUGGGUGUGGUGACUGGAGGUUGCCAAUUUGGUCAUGUAGUGGACAUCGGGACUCUGGUCACUGAAAGUGUGGGGCUGUCACACUGCGCCUUGAACCCUCUGCUGUAUGGCUUUGUGGGGGUGAAGUUCAGGAGGGAGCUGGCUAGAAUGUGUAAGGGGCUGCUCGGACAGAGAGGCUUACUGGGUAUGGAGGGAUGGAGGCAGAGGAGACUCAGAAAAAGUACAGGCUCAUUCAGCUCAGCAGAAAGCGAAAAUACUUCAUACUCUGUCAUGGUAUGAGUGACAGGAAGAAUGUGUGGGGAGAUAAUGUGUGUGGUUUUGUGUUUAAAAAGAAUGGAUGUCUAGAGAGGUGUUACAUUAACUGCAGUGCUUGCAGAGACUGAAAUUACAUUUUAUUUAGACUGUAGAAAUGUUCUCAGUGGUAAAAAGCUUGCUGCCUGUGAUGAAUUUCAUCUACUGGCAUUUUCUGAUAGUAUGAUGCAGCUUUCAACAUCUUUUAUUACUGUCUGUUUGUUUUUUUUACCCAAGAAAACUGUAGUGAAAUCAAGUGUGUGACUCAAGUUGUAUGAACUGGUGUAGGGGGUGGUGCACAUAGUAAAACAGUACAACACCAUUCCCACAUGCUGAUGCUGUUACACAACUUUUUAGUGGAUCUGUUGAUUUUUGUGUCCGUAGGUCGAACCUUGUGAAAUAGUUAGAUUUCUUCAUACCCCUAGAAAAGCUUGUUCAGCAGUUAAGAUGUUGCCUUUGGCGUCAGUAGUCAGACGCACAUUUCAAAUCCUUACACUCUUACACUGGAUUUUACUCAUCAGAUUCCACGCUCAGCUAGUUUGCAGUGUAACUAGUUUCAGCUACAUCAGCAAAAAUGUGUAAAUAAGUGUGUAAGUUGUUUCCAGCUGUGUGUUUGAAAUGUUUUAUUUGUGCUUUGUGCUGGAAAAUGAAUAUCACUCUCUUAUGAUUUUGUAUGCAACAAUCCAAACUUUUUGUUAAGU